Nilaparvata lugens (brown planthopper) is the source of this 853-nucleotide messenger RNA. RefSeq lists its product as uncharacterized. The record is from RefSeq and is a predicted model, not a curated record. Bases 11 to 748 code for a protein of 245 amino acids. Lineage: Eukaryota; Metazoa; Arthropoda; Insecta; Hemiptera; Delphacidae. The transcript has 2 exons.
CUUUCUAAAAAUGAGUUCAAAAAGUGCUAAGUGGACAAGUGAUCAAAUUAUUGAAUUCCUGGAGGUGUAUGGAAACUAUCCUGUACUGUGGAACUCGGGUUUGAGGAAUUUAAGAGAUGCCGGAUUUAAAGGUUUGGUAGACCAAUUGAAAACCAAUUUUCCCGACAUCACCUUGGAUGUGGUAAGAGCCAAAAUAAAACUAAUCAAAACCAUUGUCAGCCAAGAAUGCAUUAAAAUUGCGAAAUCCAAAAAAUCUGGUUCAGCUGCAGAUGAACUGUACGAACCUAAACUUAGCUGGUUCCAUGCUGCAAAGUUUUUAAUGGGUCGUUCGUCCAGCAGACCUUCUACUUCAACUCUGGAUAAGGAAUUCCAAAUUCUGCCCACACUUACUGACGCAUCUGGGACUGACAAUAUAGAGGAUGUGGAUUCUCCAAGUUCUCCAAUUGUUCAACCACAACAAAAAAUAACUAAAUCUCAAACACCUGGAAUGCAUCCUCCACGCUCCAAAAAGCAAAAAAUAUCCGAAAUACGUGCUGUUGAACACAUAGUUGAUAAACUACAUGUAAUAUCGCAAAACGUUAAGCCAGCUGGCAAAAAUGGUUCUGUUAGACACACUAGUGAUGAACUGUCUCAUUUUGGAGAGUACGUUUCAGCACAAUUGGGGCAAUUAAACCCAAUCGAUUCUCUUAAGGCUCAAAAAGCUAUCCAAGACAUUCUUAUAACUGCAAGAAUGGAAUCAUUGAAUUGAAACAUGCAAAUUCACAGAUAUUAUUCACCAUCACCAACCAUAGCUACCUCUGUAUCUGGAUCUGACAGAACUGAUGUGGAAGAUAUUCAUCACCAAGAAAAUUCA